This is a messenger RNA of Drosophila novamexicana, 3222 nucleotides long. RefSeq lists its product as uncharacterized. Bases 42 to 2945 code for a protein of 967 amino acids. Gene Ontology annotation, molecular function: protein binding. The transcript has 4 exons. Lineage: Eukaryota; Metazoa; Arthropoda; Insecta; Diptera; Drosophilidae. The record is from RefSeq and is a predicted model, not a curated record.
AAGCCAAAUUAUCUCUGGGCGUUUACUAAAUACAAUGCAGUAUGGAUCACAACCUGAAACAGGAAGCCCUGCCGAAUGCCAUUUCCGGGCAUGACUCCAGAAACUGGACGUCAUUGCACGAAGCAGUUGCGGCAGGAGACGACAAGCGUGUCCAAAUAUUGCUGUCCAGCAGUGCUGAUCGCCUGGCCAGAGAGUCUAUCCAGGGCAACACAGCCUUGCAUGAAGCAGCCAGCCGUGGGCUCAGUCGCUGCGUAAAGUUACUCUGCGCUCCCCCACCCACAAAACCGCAGCAGAAGGAGAAGAGCAGGCUGAAGGCGAGGGUGGCAAACACGAUCGAGGCUCUGCACAAUAGCACGCUGAACAUUAUUAAUAACGAGGGUCUUUCGGCGCUUCAUUUGGCAGCGCAAAAUGGCCAUAAUCAAAGCUCUAGGGAGUUGUUGAUGGCCGGGGCAGAUCCCGAUGUUCAGAACAAGUACGGCGAUACUGCGCUACAUACUGCAUGCCGUUAUGGCCAUGCAGGCGUUACGCGUAUCCUUCUUUCGGCAUUGUGUGACCCCAACAGGACGAACCUGAAUGGGGACACUGCGUUGCACAUUACUUGCGCCAUGGGCCGCCGGAAGCUGACGCGCAUUUUACUGGAGGCAGAUGCACGUUUGAAUGUGAAGAACGCACAAGGCGAGACGCCUCAAAACAUUGCGAUCAGAAAGAAUUACCGGGAAAUCAAUGAAAUUCUGAGCACUCCAAAGCGUAUACGUAACCGUAAGGAAAAGCCAAAGGAACAUGAGAAAUUAAUGCCAGCUCAGGAUAAAGAUAAAGAUAGUGCAGAUAAUGCGAUCAAUUGGUCCCCUUAUGGCUGCCACUACUUUCCCGAUCCGCGCUCCUUUCCAUCGCCCAAACUGGAGACCUUACCCAAAGAACCGCUAAAGCAAGGCGAACAAUAUUUUCUUGACCUCGCCGGUAACAUACACAAGGGACCAGUGAGUGUUGGUAACACAUGCUAUUGUGGCCCCUUCUUCCGGCAUAUAGAAAAUAAAUUGAACUGUAAUCGCAAAAGUCUAAAGAAGUAUGUACACAAAACAAAGGAACGACUGGGCCACAAGGUCCAAGCGCUGGCGAUAAAAACGAAUGACCAAAUCGAGCAGCUGACCCGAACGAUGAUCGAGGAUCGGAUUCGUUGUGAGAGCAAGAGGCAAUACCUCAACGAAUAUCUCCGACGUGGGGAACCAUUUCGCUCCACAUUUGACAAUCAAACCAAAAGUCAAAGAGUCGAACGGACAUUGUCUCGAUGCCGAAGCUUGGAUUUGCUUGAAAGCAAUUUUGAAAACGGCAAAAUGUCUAAUUCUAAGAGUGUGGACAUUUUAGAAAAGGAAAAUCAAACUGUUGUUGAUGUUGUCUACCAUCCCCAUUCGAACGAUGUGCCAGUUGAGAGCGAUUCUCGUUCCAACUCUAGUACUGGAAUACCGGAAAAUUGCAAUGAUGUCAUGGCCUCAGCCGUUUCGGCAGCUCAGGAGGAACUUAAGCAAUCGAAACUGGAUGAAUUAAAACAGGAUUUCCUUAAGGUAUCAGAGCGACUUGGAGAUUUGUUGGAGAAAACAACUCUUAUCAUGGAGAGAGAUAAUGAACAAGAGAGUAAACGGCAGCUGUGCUCACUUUCGCCGGAACAAAGCAACCCAUCCAUGUAUAGCCCAGAGAAUCCGUGUCUCCUGCUAGAAAAUAAAGAGAAUGGCAACAGUCCGAGCUAUGAUGAGUAUACGAAUGUGCAGCGACGGUAUCCCAACUCUAGUGAAACUUCGAAUCCCUCACAGAACUCGAACAGUUGGGAGUUUGAAACCACGCCUCCAGGCGGCCAAAAGUACUAUCAUUGUAUUGGUAGAGGUGAAAACAUGUUGAAUACGGUUAUUAAGGCACUCCGCAAGGAUGGCGUUUUCACGGAUAAUAGCAAAGACGACGUGGCUUUCAACCAGAAUGCGGACAGAAUAUGUGGAGACAAGUUACUUUAUAAGGAGCAAGCCCACGACACUCCGUCACCGUCUUGUAGCACAGAUGCUGUGUUUCAUGCGCGACAGUCCCGCAUAGGUUGCCCCAAAUCUAUAUCCAAUUUAAUGAAACGACAACCACUAUGUUUAGAGGACAACUACGUGGCAAACCCAACUCCAUUUAAUUCGAAUCCCAUCGGUUUUGCUGAAGGAGACAUUGCAGAUCACCCAAGCGGGCUACCUAUAAGGCAAAGCUCCAAUGAUGCUGUUGGAAAGGUUGAAAUUAAAAACAGUGAGAUAAAGUACCUAAAGAAAUCUAAUACAGGCCAAGUCAAAGACAUGGUAGCACAUUUGCAGGAUAAAAUAGAUUCGAGCAAUCAGUUUGACAAUGAUGUGACCUUAAGCUCAGAUUCACAGCAUUCAAAUAUAAUGACCCCGCAUUUGAAUAACAGCUUACACAGUAUUUCCACCCAUGUAGGCGCUCCUCAGCUUCCGUUGCAAAAUCCUUCCUCUCUGUACUCAACCCACAUGAGGAAACCCCGACAGUUCGGCGUAGCUGAAAGGCAAAUACCCAAAGAUGCAUAUUUUCACGAUCUCCCGCAUCGGUCACAAAAUACGCAAAGAACACAAAAGAUGUACUCCGGAGAUAUAGGAAAUGCUAUGUUUGCUGGGGGCUAUACGGGACAGCAAGAGUUUGAUGCACCCAGCUCAUCUCUAACUCUCCAUAUUCAAUCACAUGAUCAUGAACCAUUGCAUCAAGAGUACAUUGGCCAAGCUCCUAAUGUGGCUGACAACAAUCAGCUUCAAUAUCUGCAUGGAAAUCUGGUUCAAAAUGUCAACUCUAUUAGAGCGCAUUCCAUGAUGUUCCGAAAUCAGCUGCCGCAUAAUGUCUUAAACGGUGACGUCGAUAUUGACGUGGAUGAAAUCGCAUCUGUCGGCUUAUACAAUAAUGUUUCCAGCCUAGUUUGAGUUAAAUUUAAGAAAGGACAAUCAACUGUGCAGAUUUUGUAGCUACCAUUUUGUAAAUAGUUGUCACAAUGUAUUUAUCAUAAUUAUUUAUAUGUAUUUAUAUGUUAUCCUCUUUAUGUUGCACUAUACCAGUUAUUUGUCAAAUCAUAUUCUGGACGAUUGGCCGCAAAGUAGCAACAUUAGCAGUUAAAUUUCAUAAUUCGCAGCAUUUGUUUGGCACUAUUUGUCUGAAAAUAUACAUGUGUAUGCAUGUAUGUACUUAUUCUGUAUCUUCACU